Molecule: messenger RNA, 324 nt
Organism: Aspergillus alliaceus
Lineage: Eukaryota; Fungi; Ascomycota; Eurotiomycetes; Eurotiales; Aspergillaceae
Exons: 4
Coding region: 1-324 (107 amino acids)
Source: RefSeq, a predicted model, not a curated record
AUGAGCGCACACAGUGGCUCUCGUGGUGGACAGAACCAAAAUACUACAUGGGGAGAGUCGCGUGAUCAGCUUUCCACCGGACCAGCUCAGGAACACCACAUACCCGUGCGAGGAUUCAAUGCCGCCGAGUCGAAGGGAGCUCUCAGGAGAAAUCCAGGAGAGCCAAAGCCCCUCUUCUACAAACCUGGUGGAAAAGAUACUAACCGCUCUAGCGGGCCGUGGGGAUCAAAACCGAACACGAUGGCCAAUGGGAAGGAUUUCUUCCUCGAGCUUCGGAAACAGGUUACCAGUCUGCGACAAGGUGGCAAUAUCGCAGGUGGCUGA